This is a messenger RNA of Pseudomassariella vexata, 414 nucleotides long. Its product is annotated as histone-fold-containing protein. Gene Ontology annotation, molecular function: protein heterodimerization activity; DNA binding; structural constituent of chromatin. The coding region runs from base 1 to 414 and encodes 137 amino acids. Gene Ontology annotation, biological process: nucleosome assembly. Gene Ontology annotation, cellular component: nucleosome. The transcript has 3 exons. Lineage: Eukaryota; Fungi; Ascomycota; Sordariomycetes; Amphisphaeriales; Pseudomassariaceae. The record is from RefSeq and is a predicted model, not a curated record.
AUGCCUCCUAAGGCCGCUGACAAGAAGCCCGCCUCCAAGGCCCCGGCCACUGCCUCUAAGGCUCCCGAGAAGAAGGAUGCCGGCAAGAAGACCGCGGCUACUGGUGAGAAGAAGAAGCGCACCAAGGCGCGCAAGGAGACAUACUCCUCUUACAUCUACAAAGUCCUGAAGCAGGUCCACCCCGACACUGGUAUCUCCAACCGCGCCAUGUCCAUUCUCAAUUCCUUCGUCAAUGACAUCUUCGAGAGAGUCGCCACCGAGGCCUCCAAGCUUGCUGCCUACAAUAAGAAGUCAACCAUCUCCUCCCGAGAGAUCCAGACCUCUGUCCGCCUGAUCCUUCCCGGUGAGCUCGCCAAGCACGCCGUGUCGGAAGGCACCAAGGCAGUCACCAAGUACUCUUCGUCCACGAAAUAA